Oppia nitens is the source of this 2188-nucleotide messenger RNA. It is a transcript of the gene sog, whose product is annotated as dorsal-ventral patterning protein Sog-like. The transcript is spliced from 9 exons. Gene Ontology annotation, molecular function: protein binding. Lineage: Eukaryota; Metazoa; Arthropoda; Arachnida; Sarcoptiformes; Oppiidae. Bases 251 to 1759 code for a protein of 502 amino acids. The record is from RefSeq and is a predicted model, not a curated record.
UAUUUAUAUAAGUUUGAUGAUGAUGGUUUGAAAAUUGUGGUAAAAUUAGUUACCAGAUAGUGUUAAUCUCGUUUUAUUAGUAUAGUGUUUGUAUGUGUUUGGUUGUGACGUAAAUUUGUUGAGACAGUUGCCUUUGAUACGCCCGCCCCGCGUACUACCAGUGCUGGCAUUGGUUGGUUAUAGUGGUCUGAAUACGUCACGUAUCGCGCGUCAGAUGCUCUCCACGAUCUGCGAUCAGUAAUCACAAGACAUGAGACAUUCAAUAGGAGAUAGGGUUUUAUGCCUCAAAAAAGUCACACUAUUAGUGACUUGUGUAUGUUUGACGGCCAGUGGCCACUGGUUCGGGCUGUGCGAGGCCCGCAAACGGUGGCGACCGCCGCUUAUCGAAGAUGUCUACGAACACCGGCAUCAGCUAACGGUGCCGUCAAACUCCAUAAGCUGUCCAUUUGGUAAUGAGACCCAUGAAGUGGGCGACCGAUGGAAACCUAAUUUACAGCCGUUUGGAGUUUACUAUUGUAUUCGCUGUGAAUGUAUUGCCGUGCAAAGAAAAAGUCGUGUCGUCGCCAAAGUCAGGUGUAAGAACAUUAAGAACGAGUGCCCUAAGCCCUCGUGCGAUGACCCGGUGUUACUACCGGAGCGAUGCUGUAAGUCAUGUCCGGGAGAUGAAGAUCCGACAUUCAAUGAGACGACCACCGAAUCGGCCAAUAGUCAUACGGCCGCCGACAACAACAGCUACAACAACAACAAUAGUAAUGACUCGUCGACUAAGGGCUCGCCGGUGCCGGUCGAUGGAGACGAUAGUCAGAUGACGAAAAAGUUUAUCAAUGAUGACCAACAAAAUAAUAUCAUCGGAGAGCCAACCUAUAAGUGCUAUUACGAGGCAAAGAUCUAUGAAGAAGGCUCUCAAUGGAAGACCGAAAGAGACGACUGCGAGAUGUGCUUCUGUCAGAGAGGACGAGUCAAAUGUGAACAAGAAGUGUGUCCCGAACUAAACUGUACUAAUCAGACAUCGAUAGCCGGUUCCUGUUGUCCCGUCUGCUCCAACCAAUUAGCAGAUACCGUUUCAAAUAAUCAGUCGACAACAACCAAAGGAUGUUAUUUAGAUGGCGACAAAAAGUUUCAUUUGGCGGGCAGUAAAUGGCACCCAUAUCUGCCACCAUUUGGCUUUGAUAAGUGCUCACUAUGUACUUGUCUGGCCGAAUCGUUGACAAUACAGUGCGAGAGGAAUAUCGUGUGUCCGGCUCUGACGUGUCCCGAACAGGAAGCCUAUCGUGAGAAUCCUAUGGAUUGUUGCAAACGAUGUCCCAAUGCACUUCCUGUCAAAUCUAUUGUAUCGGUUGACCAAUUGGGUGAUCAAAGAUCUAUUGGCGGUGGUCUCAAGAGUCCUCACGAGUUAAUGGCAUUGGGAGGUUGUAAAUUUCGCGGAAGAGUUUAUCCCAAUGGAGACGAAUGGCAUCCAACUGUACAGCCAUUCGGUGAAGUCAAGUGUGUUAAGUGUCGUUGUAAGGACGGCAGAUCCAACUGCAAGAGGAUAGUCUGUCCCCGAAUAACUGCGUGUAGUAUUGUUAUCAAUAGAAAUGAUGAGUGCUGUCCCAUAUGUGCCGAUGACAUGGACGGAAUGAUGAUGAAGAAUCAACCGGAAAAUCCGGUUCACAUGAGAAAGAGGGGCAAAAAGAGGCGCCGAAAUAAUGGACGGCGCGCUUUGCACCGGCAGUCUCAUCGAUCGACAGUAUUAACAGACGAUAAAAUGAUUGCUUAAAUAAUAAUAAAAAAAAUCUCGGACUCGUAUUGACCGGGAUUUAAGAGUUUUUAUAUACAUACACACAAAUACACACACAAAAUAUCAAACAAUUGAUAGCACACACACACAUACAUACAAAAAGUUUUAUACUUAUUAUUGACAGCCAAAAUCUGAGGGUUAAAAAACACACAUGAAUUAAGUUAAUGAGCAUUAUUUUUGAGUCAAAUCAAUGCAUUUUUUCACAAUUUAUUUUUAAAGAUCAUUGAGAGUAACGAAUGUAUUAAUAAUAAGGUUAACAAAUUGUUGUUUUUGUUUUUUAUUUGUUAAGUAAUUAUAUAGUAUUAAAACAACAACAAUAAUAAUACUAACAAAUAAUGAUACACUGAUUUGUUUAAAAUAGUUAUCACGAAAAUAAUUUUUAAAAAAAUAUCUGGUCUUUAAAAAUAA